AUGGCCUGGUGGAAAGCAUGGAUCGAACAGGAAGGUGUCUCGGUGAAGGGAAGCCUCCAAUUCAACCCAGACCCUGAUGCAGAGAUCCUAUACAAAGCCAUGAAGGGGAUUGGGACCAACGAGCAGGCCAUCAUCGAUGUGCUCACCAAGAGAAGCAAUGCACAGCGGCAGCAGAUCGCGAAGUCUUUCAAGGCUCAUUAUGGCAAGGAUCUCAUUGAGUCCUUGGAGUCAGAGUUGAGUGGCAAGUUUGAGAGGCUCAUCAGGGCCCUCAUGUUCCCGCCAUACAGAUAUGAAGCCAAGGAGCUAUAUGAUGCCAUGAAGGGUUUAGGAACCAAGGAGGGAGUCAUCAUUGAAAUCUUGGCUUCUCGAACCAAAAGAGAGCUCCAGGAAAUAAUGAAGGCCUAUGAGGAGGCCUAUGGGUCCAGCCUGGAGGAAGACAUUAAAGGCGACACCAGUGGCUAUUUGGAGAGGAUUCUGGUGUGCCUCUUGCAGGGCAGCAGAGAUGACAUGAGUAGCUUUGUGGACCCAGGACUCGCCCUCCAAGAUGCUCAGGAUCUGUUCUCAGCGGGUGAGAAGUUCCAUGGCACUGAUGAGAUGAAAUUCAUCACCAUCCUUUGCACACGCAGUGCUACACAUCUGAUGAGAGUAUUUGAGGAGUAUGAAAAAAUCUCUGGCAAGAGCAUUGAAGACAGCAUCAAGAGUGAAACGCAUGGAUCACUGGAGGAGGCUAUGCUCACAGUGGUGAAAUGUACCCGGAACAUCCACAGCUACUUUGCAGAACGACUGUACUAUUCCAUGAAGGGAGCAGGAACCUCUGAUGGCACCUUGAUAAGAAACAUUGUUUCCAGGAGUGAGAUUGACUUAAAUCAUAUCAAGUGUCAGUUUAAGAAAAUGUAUGGCAAGACCCUCAGCAGCAUGAUCAUGAAUGACACCAGUGGUGACUACAAGAAUGCCCUGUUGAACCUCGUGGGCAGCGACCCCUCAGACUCAUAA
Molecule: messenger RNA, 993 nt
Organism: Suncus etruscus (white-toothed pygmy shrew)
Lineage: Eukaryota; Metazoa; Chordata; Mammalia; Eulipotyphla; Soricidae
Product: annexin A8
Exons: 12
Coding region: 1-993 (330 amino acids)
Biological process (GO): endosome organization; endosomal transport; negative regulation of serine-type endopeptidase activity
Cellular component (GO): cytoplasm
Molecular function (GO): calcium ion binding; calcium-dependent phospholipid binding
Source: RefSeq, a predicted model, not a curated record